This is a messenger RNA of Ochotona princeps (American pika), 592 nucleotides long. It is a transcript of the gene STMP1, whose product is annotated as short transmembrane mitochondrial protein 1. Lineage: Eukaryota; Metazoa; Chordata; Mammalia; Lagomorpha; Ochotonidae. The record is from RefSeq and is a predicted model, not a curated record. The transcript is spliced from 4 exons. Bases 1 to 510 code for a protein of 169 amino acids.
AUGCAGGUGGUGAUCCCAGAGGCUUCCGCCAGAGGGCGUGGGGCCGCCGCGAGCCGCUUCCGGGCGUUGAGGCGGCCGGAAAAACGGAGCGGGGCGGGGCGGGACCCGGAAGCCGACGGCCGAUUCCACCCCUCGCUCCGGAGGAGAAGGAGGCUUGGGCCCGCGGACCUGCAGCCACCCUUCGCGCCGUCCUCACUCUUCCGGCCGACAUCAUGCUCCAGUUCCUGGUGCUUCGAUGGCCGUGGGCCGUGCCCUCAGCUCACCGUGGGGUCCCCGUGUGGAGGCUGGGUGAUCGAGGGGCUCCUUAAGUGGCUUUUUGGGGUCACCCUCGCCUACACCCACCUUCUGCCGGUUGGAGCUUUGGGGAAAGUAGGGCCAGGACUCGGGUUCACUCUUGGCAACGUGGUUGGAAUGUACCUGGCUCAGAACUAUGACAUGCCAAACUUGGCUAAAAAGCUUGAAGAAAUUAAGAAGGAUUUGGAUGCUAAGAAGAAACCGCCCAGCUCCUGAGCCUGCCGCCAGCACUGCCUCUGGACGCGCUGACGCUGUGUGCACCAUCUGCCCAAAGCGUUUGUCUUCCUCUCUGCCCUCC